AAAUGUUCAUUCUUCUCUUUAAAUGGUUCCUGGAACCUUCCUAUAGUGCCAAAUUAUAGAAUUCCUUGACCCUAAAUUUCCCUCAUAAUUUUCCAAAGAUAAAUAGUAGUCUACAGCCGCCUAACACAAUCUUUAGUCUUCAAAACAUCCACCAAGAAACUCCCCUCCCUGUAGACCCUUCGUAGAUCAGCAGAAGAAAAUAAAUUAAGAGAGCCAUGGUUUUAGCCUCCCAAAGUAAUGAGCUACCGUUGAAUGAGAAUGACUCGCAAGACAUGGUUAUAUUCCAUGUCCUGAACGAAGCCAUGUCGCUCAAUAGCUCCUUUGUGCCCCAAAGACACCAAAUGGGGAAUACGUCGAACAGCCUCGAGCCUGCCCGGAACAUUGCCAAGAAACACUACAGGGGCGUGAGGCGUCGGCCGUGGGGGAAGUACGCGGCUGAGAUUCGUGACUCGUCGCGACAUGGUGCGCGUAUAUGGCUAGGCACGUUCACGACCGCUGAAGAGGCUGCCUUGGCUUAUGAUCGGGCUGCUUUUAGGAUGCGUGGCGCCAAGGCCCUUCUUAACUUUCCAGCCGAAGUGGUGGCUGCAUCUGCCACCUUGCAAAGAUUUCAUCCGAAUCCCGGCCAGGGAAUCAGCUUAAAUAGGCAAAAUUCAGAGUCAAGUGGCAGCACUAGCUCGCAUUCCAUGGGAACUUCACGUAUAGAAUCUGAAAGUAGCUGUAGCACCGGCGGGGAGGCACAAGAUCAAAUCCGGGUAGAGUACAACCCAGAAAUAUAAUUAUAGGUUUCUAAAAAAAGAUAGGAUUUUGGUCAUUUAUGUUACAAUGAUAGAGUCGUGUGAAGGUUAGUUCUUGGUUUUCAUGUCAGUUCUCUCGCUUUUUGUUGUCUUUUGACGAAUCCUUGCCUGUGUAUAUGCCCAGUUACAGGGUUUGUCUUCCCCUGUUGCUUUGCAAAGUAACAAAUGCUCGAAAUGUACUCUAAAAGUCAUCUCUUAUUGUUUACCGUACUGUAAUAGGAAGGCCGCAAGGCCACAGAAAUGCAGAUUGAUCGUCAAAAA
Carya illinoinensis is the source of this 1055-nucleotide messenger RNA. RefSeq names its product pathogenesis-related genes transcriptional activator PTI5-like. The record is from RefSeq and is a predicted model, not a curated record. NCBI's taxonomy places the organism in Eukaryota, Viridiplantae, Streptophyta, Magnoliopsida, Fagales, Juglandaceae. The coding region runs from base 216 to 776 and encodes 186 amino acids. Gene Ontology annotation, molecular function: DNA-binding transcription factor activity; DNA binding. Gene Ontology annotation, biological process: regulation of DNA-templated transcription; ethylene-activated signaling pathway. The transcript has a single exon.